AUGAAAGAAAAGGAGAAUCCAUUUGCACUGUCCCCAUUUAUUAGUGACAAUAUCUGGUCUUACAUGAACAGCAAAGACUGGAAAGUCAUUGGCAAUUCAUUCAGAACGCGCUCUAACAGCAUCAACAAACUUCCCCACCAGUCGGUUUCGCACAAUGAGCAGAAAGAGGGCAGGAAGAGAAGUCUUUCCCUAAAUAAUAUAAAUAUAUACAAGAAUAUUUCCAGCAUAACAAGCAGCGUAGAUGCCGAACUAAACACACAAAUAAACAGCUCGAUGGCGAUGAACACAAGCAUCAUCGCCGAAAAAGGAAAUCUUUCCCAUUUGAGAAGACACUCGCUGGACCCUAGCAUUUUCAACAAUAUAACGCAGAGCGCAGUAGACCUCUACAAGAGCAGCAACUACUUCAGCAACAACAACAUCUGCGUGGUGCAGUUUGGGAGCGGGAACAGGUGCUUUGGGGUGUACAAAGGCCUGUUUUUGGUCAAAGGCGCUUUUGUGAUCAUAGAAGCAGACAGAGGCGAGGACUGCGGGUCUAUCAUUGUGGACAUAAUAGACGCAGAAAAUAUCAAUGAGAUUGCGGCUAAGUACAACAUAGCAACGACCGAUACGAAGAAAAUAUACAGAGUGGCGAACGACAAAGACAAGCUGCUGCUGCUCGAGCAGAAUGAGCUAGAGCAAAGCGCAGUGGCCAGCUGCCGCGAGAAAGUGAAGGAAAAAAAGCUGUGCAUGGAGAUAGUCAGCGCAGAGUACCAGUGGGACAGGAACAAGCUGACUUUCUACUUCAAGAGCGACAAAAGAAUCGACUUUAGAGAGCUGGUGAAAGAGCUAUACAAAAUAUACAAAACAAGAAUAUGGAUGUGUGCGGUGGAGAAGAAGGGAACAAGGAAUGUAAUCUAUAAGCACGAGUGA
Messenger RNA from Nematocida minor, 909 nucleotides. RefSeq lists its product as uncharacterized. Bases 1 to 909 code for a protein of 302 amino acids. The record is from RefSeq and is a predicted model, not a curated record. Gene Ontology annotation, cellular component: cytoplasm. The transcript has a single exon. NCBI's taxonomy places the organism in Eukaryota, Fungi, Microsporidia.